UACUAAUUUUUACAAAUUUGACAAGCGCAGGUAAGAUAGACUGAUAGAGAGUUGGGGAGAAGGUCAAAGUGCGAUGGUCAGAGCGCUGCCGGAUCUUAUCGCCGGCGUUGUAUCGCUGUCUCCGGCGAACUGGUGGGACGAGAUCAAUGAAUCAGUUGAAUGGCAAGAUGGAAUCUUCUAUUCACUCUGCGGUGCCUUUGCACUCGUCUCCGCCGUUGCCCUUAUUCAAUUGAUAAGAAUUGAACUGAGAGUGCCAGAGUUUGGCUGGACAACACAAAAGGUCUUUCAUCUUAUGAAUUUCAUUGUAAAUGGAGUUCGUGCUAUUGUCUUUGGAUUUCACAAACAAGUGUUUCUUUUCCAUCCCAAGGUGCUUACUUUGGUAAUGUUGGACCUCCCUGGGUUGCUUUUUUUCUCAACUUAUACACUUCUUGCCCUAUUCUGGGCAGAAAUAUAUCGCCAGGCUAGAAGUUUGCCAACUGAUAAGCUCAGAUUGUUUUAUAUUUCAAUCAAUGCUGGAAUAUACAUCAUACAGGGUGGUAUAUGGGUGUACCUUUGGAUUAAUGACAAUAGUGCCAUUGAGUUUAUUGGAAAGAUAUUUAUCGCGGUUGUUUCAUUCAUAGCAGCGUUGGGUUUCUUACUUUAUGGAGGAAGGCUGUUUUUCAUGCUGAGACGCUUUCCUAUUGAAUCCAAAGGGAGAAGAAAGAAGCUUCACGAGGUUGGAUCCGUGACAGCCAUAUGUUUCACCUGUUUCGUCAUAAGAUGUUUUGUGGUAAUAUUUCAAUUUAUCUUUUGCACUGCUAUUCCUCUAGAUAUGUGGUUUAACUUACGGAAUCCCAGCUUUAGACAUGUCCUACUUCCGGUUCUCAUGUCUCUGCAGGUUGUGCUGUCUGCUUUCGAUUCUGAUGCAACACUCGAUGUAUUGGACCAUCCAGUUCUGAAUCUGAUAUAUUACGUGCUAGUGGAGAUUCUUCCUUCGGCUCUCGUUCUCUACAUCCUGCGUAAACUGCCCCCGAAACGAGUAUCUGCACAGUACCACCCCAUCUGUUAGCUGCAUUUUUACGGUCCUCAGAGGGAAGUAUUAUUUGUUUUCCCAUGGUUGUGGCGUUUGAAGUUAGAUCAGGAACGAGAACCCCGGUGGGAGCUUGUUUUUCUCGAACAUGUGAAGCUUAAGCUACUAUUAACGCGUAUUUUUCUCGUUUCUCUGUGGCGUGGAAUAUGAGCUGCGUGUGUGUGUGUUAGCAUUUUGGAAUUUCAGUUGUUCAUCAAGAUUCAAGCUAAUGCCCGUAGAAUCAUUGCUGUAAUGUUCAUAUAGGAUGGUGUGGGCUUUCUUUUGCCUCUUGUAGUUGUACACUCUCAGUGUAACUUGAUGAACUUGGCUGCCUGCUGAAAGACUGACUUUGCAAUUGUUCAUGUUUCUCCCAAGUGCAAAAACUCAUUCUGUCA
Molecule: messenger RNA, 1443 nt
Organism: Ipomoea nil (Japanese morning glory)
Lineage: Eukaryota; Viridiplantae; Streptophyta; Magnoliopsida; Solanales; Convolvulaceae
Product: tobamovirus multiplication protein 1-like
Exons: 9
Coding region: 74-1048 (324 amino acids)
Cellular component (GO): plant-type vacuole membrane
Source: RefSeq, a predicted model, not a curated record